Molecule: messenger RNA, 813 nt
Organism: Ramularia collo-cygni
Lineage: Eukaryota; Fungi; Ascomycota; Dothideomycetes; Mycosphaerellales; Mycosphaerellaceae
Product: related to conserved membrane protein, putative
Exons: 1
Coding region: 1-813 (270 amino acids)
Biological process (GO): protein processing
Cellular component (GO): Dsc E3 ubiquitin ligase complex; endoplasmic reticulum
Source: RefSeq, a predicted model, not a curated record
AUGGCUACCGACUCGCAAUCCAUCGAGGUCGUCGUCCGCUUUUCCGCCUCCCUUCCGGAUGUCAUCCUCCCCAUCGUGUCGCCGAGCUUGACCUCGACGGCGACGCUCAAACUGUCCCUGCGACAACACCUGCCGCCUCCCGCCAACCAUGCGCGUCUACGAUUGAUCCAUGCGGGCAAAGUUCUCCCCGACACCGUUGCCUUGUCCACCAGUCUUGCCAUCACCCCACCUCCGCAGAGUGCCAAAGCGAAGGGAAAGCAGCCGAUCCGCGAUACUCGACGCAUUUACAUCCAUUGCUCCAUAGGUGAUGCCCUCCCCGCCUCCGACAUCGAUGCCGAAGCGGCAGCUGCCCAGGCCGCCGACGCUGCAAUCAGUCAGCAUACCAUGGAGCAUGCAAAAACGGCAACAGCACAGCAGGCACCGUCCAAUACCACGACGCCUGCGCCCCAGGGCUUCGAUCGUCUGCYGUCAGCAGGCUUUACCCAACCCGAGGUCACAGCUCUUCGCAGUCAGUUCCUUGCGAUUCAAUCGCACUCACAUACUCCCGAGUCCAUGCCGACUGGGGCUGAACUGCUGGCGCUGGAAGAACGCUGGCUGGAUGGAUCAAGCAAUCCCUCUGCGGAUACUCCGGCUUCGGAUGAGACGGGUGCAUUGGAAGAUAUCUUGUAUGGCAACCUCGCGGGCUUCUUCUGGCCCGUGGGCGCUGCCUGGCUGCUGCGGGAGGAAGGUGUCUGGUCUCGAAGGAGACAGCUCGCGGUGCUCACGGGUUUCAUGGUCAAUCUGCUGUUCGGAUUCUUGAGGGUCAUACAGUGA